AUGGCCAAACCCAAACCCAAACUCAGGAAAUCCCAAACCAACAACACCAAACCCUCCACUCCUCCCAAACCACCACCACCCACAUGGCCCCCCUUCAAACCGCCUCUCCCGGUCAUCCCUCUCUCUCCGACUCCUCACCCUUCCUUUCCAGACAAAAUCGUCCUCCUCCCCAACUUCUUCCCCCGCUCCCUCUGCCGCUCUUAUGUGUCCUUCCUCCGCACCCUCCCGCUUACAACGACUCCCGGCCGGCCGAGGAAGGGCGAGGCCGUACGUGUGAAUGAUCGCUUCCAGGUCGAUGACCCUGCCUUUGCUGAGAGGUUGUGGGCGGAGACGGGGUUGAGGGAUGUGCUUGCCCAGGAGGAGUUUGCGCACCUUUGGGGCGGCCAAGUCAUGGGUCUAAACCCCAACAUCCGCGUCUACCGCUAUUCUAAAUCACAAUUCUUUGACUGCCAUUACGAUGAUUCCAACCCCGUAGCCCUCCCACCAAACAAUACUCCUUGCAAAACAACCUGGACCUUGCUCCUCUACCUCACUUCAGCCUCCGACCCAGACGGGUGCAUCGGCGGCGAGACCGUCUUCUAUCCGCAUGACCGCCAGUUGGAAAAGGAGGCCGUCGUCGUUGCGCCGGAAACGGGACUUGUGCUUUUGCAUAAACAUGGGAACGAUUGUCUGCUGGUUAGUUCUUACUACUUGUCUCGGGAUGGAUGA
Messenger RNA from Scedosporium apiospermum, 708 nucleotides. RefSeq lists its product as uncharacterized. NCBI's taxonomy places the organism in Eukaryota, Fungi, Ascomycota, Sordariomycetes, Microascales, Microascaceae. The transcript is spliced from 3 exons. The record is from RefSeq and is a predicted model, not a curated record. Bases 1 to 708 code for a protein of 235 amino acids. Gene Ontology annotation, biological process: peptidyl-proline hydroxylation to 4-hydroxy-L-proline. Gene Ontology annotation, molecular function: procollagen-proline 4-dioxygenase activity. Gene Ontology annotation, cellular component: endoplasmic reticulum.